This is a messenger RNA of Lodderomyces oxycetoniae, 2679 nucleotides long. RefSeq lists its product as uncharacterized. Gene Ontology annotation, biological process: nuclear polyadenylation-dependent snoRNA catabolic process; TRAMP-dependent tRNA surveillance pathway; nuclear polyadenylation-dependent snRNA catabolic process. The coding region runs from base 1 to 2679 and encodes 892 amino acids. Gene Ontology annotation, cellular component: TRAMP complex. The transcript has a single exon. The record is from RefSeq and is a predicted model, not a curated record. Gene Ontology annotation, molecular function: RNA binding. Lineage: Eukaryota; Fungi; Ascomycota; Pichiomycetes; Serinales; Debaryomycetaceae.
AUGGCUAACACGGGAUUGGUGGCUAUUAAUAUUUUCGAUAAUUGCACAAAUAUGGAAACUGCAGGGGUUCAUUUGAAUGGGGAAAAUCGCAAGACAAAUGUACAGAGACAAAACCAGGAAACAACAGUGCUGGAAAGUAUAUCUGCAAAGAAACAUAACGAUGAGCCAAAACGAAGGAAACGGAAGCUUAAGUAUAGGAACAAGAGUCAGUAUUUUGCAGCUAAUAAACCACCCCAGAAUUCGUCUGUGGUGCACGAGACAAAGUCAGUUUCUCGUGGGGACCCCAUAACCCCCGAACAAGUUGAAAAAGCAGUUGAACAGAUAGUUGAGACUGGUCCAUGCAUUCAAACAGUUGAGACUGGUCCAUGUAAUCAAACAGUUGAGACUGGUCCAUGCAAUCAAACAGUUGAGACUGGUCCAUGCAUUCAAACAGUUGAGGCUGGUCCAUGCAUUCAAACAGUUGAGGCUGGUCCAUGGAAUAUGAGUACGAGGGAUCCUCCAGUAGCGGCAGAAAUGGGACUAGCGCAACCAGCACUAGUGGAACCAGCACUAGUGGAACCAGCAACACCAGUACCACCACCAUUGGAACGGCCACUUCCAACCGCUCAAACAGUAUACCCCCAACUGUAUAAAUCUCCCAGAAAAGAGGCACUCUUGCGCCACAAACAAAACGGCCAUGAUCAUUCACCCCCAAUCACAGAGUUUCGAGAGCAUCUCAAGCCCAAACAAGACCAAAUUUCCCCACUAUCCGAAACUUCUUUUUUUGGUAACCCACAGCAACAACACGAAAUGUCGCAUAUGAACCUGGAAGAGAAAGUUAGUCUAUUCAAAUGCAAAUCGCUGAAGAUUAUUGAACUAGUUGGUCAGAACCAAAAUAACGGGUCUUUGCUAGCCCAUGGAGAACUCGAAAUUUUUCAGCUCCACAAUGGAGAUGUUACGUAUUUAUCUUGUGGCGGAAAGCUGUUUAUAUAUCCAUUAUUCCCGAAAAUCAAAAUUCUAAGAAUCAAUUUCAAUCAGUUUUUAUUGCCAUUGUUGAAUCCAGAAAGGUAUUGGAAAAUUUUUAUUAACAGCGAAGAGGAUAGUGUUCUUGAUACUUUGGAAGGUACCCUAAAGUGGAAUGUGCAAUAUAUAAAUAUAAGCAGCGAAAGAACAGAAACAGAAGGGUUUAGUUAUCAACAACAUCAACAACAUCAUCAACAUCAGCAGCAUCGGCAGCAUCACCAUCAGCAUCAGCAGCAUCACCAUCAACAUCAACAUCAGCAUCAGCAUCAACAUCAACAUCAACAUCAACAACAUAAUCUAGAGCAAAAUUUUGUGAUAGAUACACUUACCAAUAAAGAAAGACAAAUUGAUGAUCAACAAGAAGAAUUAUUUGAGAGUCCCAUGACUAUUUUACCCAACAUAAUAGACGAUGACAUACCGGAUUCACCGCCAUCGGCACCACUAUCGCCAACACAAACUCAUCGAAUUUCACAAUUUGCUUUAUCUCCACGUACAAACAACAAUUUGACAAAUCAGAUCAAAAAACAACCUUCUUUGCAGUCGAUAUCAACAAAUGUUGCAUGUCUCGAAAUAAGUAAAGAAACACAUCAAGCAAAACUUGAAAAAUACGACACCAGCCCUUACCGUACUCAAACAGCGUAUCAGAAAAGACAGCAACAACAGCAGCAACAGCAGCGGCAGCGGCAACAACAACAACAACAACAACAACAGCAACAACAGCAACAUCAUUAUACACCGCAUGAACUUAUGUAUGGUCGGCACCGUAGUCAAAACUUCAACCAUAUUCGUCCAAUUGACGAGAGAUCAGAAAGUUCAAUGGACUCUUUGCUAGAGGAGUUUGAAGAAAACAUUGCCAAGUCUGUUAUGCAAGCACCUUCUACAGUAUACAAUUCAAGACCCAUGUCCAGACAACAAUCGCUUGCCUCGAUUCAUAGCCAAAUACCCACAUACUCUCGAGGCAAGUAUUUUCCUGGACAGAUUUGUAAAGACGAGGAAGUUGAUUGUAAUCCUGAGGAAUUGGCGCAGUUGUCCGUAUUAAGGGACCAUAAUAUCAAUCAAUUGGGCAACGGUCACGGCAAUGGGCAUCGUACAACCACGACCAUAAGCAGGCGCUCCUCAAGGAGUGACUUGUAUGCCAAUGAAAGUGGAUGGAUGGAGCCAAAUUUAAGACAAAAUACUCAUCAGCAUCCUCUAUUGCGCGACAACACUUUGUCAAGGUUGCCCAAAUCUACUUCGAGCCAAAGCAUUGCCAGUGGUUUAUCAACAAAUUAUAAUUUGCUGAAUAUUUACAGUUCUGUGAUUGGGCAACGUCGUGAGCGUCAAACACAACUGAUGAGAAACGGACGCUACGCUUCAAAUAAAUUAGACUCGAGAGCUUCAGUAAAAUCGAUGUCGCGACUACCAACAAUCUCAGAUCAAGUGUCAUCAACUUUCAUUAAUAGACGACAAAGUGGUACUUUUAUGCAACCAGCACUGAGUUACAAAUCAGCAAUGUCUGUUACUGGUAAUGUCAAAAUAAGUAACCAAGAUAAAAAGGAUGUGAAACUAAAUUCGAGAGAAAUAUACCACUUACUCAGUAGUAAGCUGUCACUAAAUUCAAAUCAAGAAAGAGUCAAAAUUCAACCAAGGUCUCCUACUAGAAGUGCAAGUUUCACGUCUCGGUUAUUUGGCUGGUAG